This is a messenger RNA of Eurytemora carolleeae, 873 nucleotides long. RefSeq names its product RNA exonuclease 4. The transcript has 4 exons. Gene Ontology annotation, biological process: rRNA processing. Lineage: Eukaryota; Metazoa; Arthropoda; Copepoda; Calanoida; Temoridae. Gene Ontology annotation, cellular component: nucleus. The record is from RefSeq and is a predicted model, not a curated record. Gene Ontology annotation, molecular function: nucleic acid binding; 3'-5' exonuclease activity. The coding region runs from base 1 to 873 and encodes 290 amino acids.
AUGAGAGGAUGGGAGAGUAAGGUGAAUGGAAAAAGAAGUGAGGCUGAUAAACCCGCGAGUGGUAAACCUUACAAACCUCGAUAUAAACCUAAACCUAAGGUUGAGGAAGGCGCUGAGAUCUGGUUCGAUGACGUGGACGAUGUUCUCCUGGAGGGACGGGUUCAGCUUAGAGGAGAGACCGGAGAAACAUCCAAUCCGGAGAAAUAUCUUGUGAAAGAGAAUAGUUUCAGUGGUUUAACGAAGAUUGUCGGAAUGGAUUGUGAAAUGGUGGGGAUUGGAAAAGAUGGGGAGGACAGUAUCCUGGCGAGGGUCAGUAUUGUCAACCAUUUUGGAAACUUAGUUUACGACACAUAUGUCGCGGCAACUGAGCGCGUAACUGACUUCCGAACACAUGUCAGUGGAAUACGACCGCAAGAUUUAAAAAAUGCACCUGAUUUCAAAUCGGUGCAGAUCAAGGUGGCGGAGAUCCUCAAGGAUCGUAUUCUAGUUGGACACGCGAUCCAUCAUGAUCUCAAAGUUCUUUACCUGGAUCAUCCAAGGAAGCUGAUCAGAGAUACUUCCAAGUAUAAGCCCUUCAGAGCUAGAUUUAAUGGGAAAACUCCGGCUCUCAAGAGACUUAGUGAAAUGUUCAUAGGUGUGAAGGUACAGACGGGUGAGCACAGUUCUGUACAGGACGCCCAGGCCGCUGUACGCCUUUACACUAUGGUUAGAACUGAAUGGGAGAGCGCUAUCCGUGAGAAGCACAAGGGAAGCUUCCAUGGGAAGAAGAAACCUAAAAACGAAUUAAACAAUAAACCUUCAAUUUUGUCGAGUAUUCAGAAGGAUCUUUCUUCCUCCGGGACCAGAAAAUAUGUCGACAGUGAUUCAGAUUAA